UCACAUAAUUCACAUUAUAUUUUUAUAGGAUAUGAUUUCUUCGUGUUGUCCCAUUCUAUGCGUAUAUAUUGUCCUCCUUAUCCUUGGGACCCAUGAGCAUAGCAUGCACAACACAGCCCAAUCUACAAAGUAGAUGAGGUAGGUUAGGUAGCUGUUAUGGUUAUGGUAUGGUACUACCCCAAUCUCUCAAUAAAACAGUCGCCAAUCAAUUAAAAGCAAUGGACGCUGUCCUCUUCCUCCUCUUCCUCGUAGCGCCUCUCCCCGCCUCCGCCGCAGUGGAAUCUCCGACACCUGCGGCGUGGCCGCUCCAGUUCCACUCCAUUUUGUACGUGAACUACAGCGGAUCACUCAGCCUGAUCGACCUCUGGUACGACUGGCCCAACGGCCGCAACUUCAACAUCGUACAAGACCAGCUCGGCUCGCUUUUGUACGAUCUCGAGUGGAAUAACGGCACCUCUUUCUUCUACACUCUCGAUUCCACCAAAAAGUGCAGCUCCGCGCAGUUCGAAGUCGGAAUUCUUCGCCCCGAUUGGCUCGACGGCGCCGAAUACCUCGGCCAGGAGACUGUCGAUGGCUUUCUCUGUAAUGUGUGGCAGAAGCUUCAUUUCAUUUGGUAUUACGAGGAUGUCGUCACCAAGCGCCCUGUUCAUUGGGUUUUCUACACCGGAAGAUCAAUCCAUGUAAUGACUUUUGACGUGGGAGCUGUGCUUGAAGACGAGAAGUGGCAGGCCCCUGCAUAUUGUUUCGAGAAGAAAGAAAUUCAGACUGAUCUUAGAUCUGAGUACAAAGUCAAUGUUGGUUACUUGGAACCUCAACUUAAAGGGAUUCUGGGAGGGACAAUGCAGCUCUAGAUGUAAUGUUGCUCAUAAUACUUCACUAUCUAUUUUGUCCUCUUUUUCUGAUUGUCUGAAAGAUCCUACUGUUCUAGCUUGAGCAAGAGCUUGCGAGUGGUGCCUACCGCACUCGUGCAUUCUCCAUUCUUUGUGCCUGUGAAGAAAUAUCAUUUGCAUGUGUCUGGUAGAUGUUAGCUUCUCGUGGAGCAAUAUUUAGUGGCUUCCACCUCUUAAUGAUAGAUAGUACUGAGGUUGUCAAAUGACUGAUCUAUAUUUCAUCUAAUUUACUUGGAAUGUUCCAAA
Molecule: messenger RNA, 1136 nt
Organism: Salvia miltiorrhiza (redroot sage)
Lineage: Eukaryota; Viridiplantae; Streptophyta; Magnoliopsida; Lamiales; Lamiaceae
Exons: 2
Coding region: 168-851 (227 amino acids)
Source: RefSeq, a predicted model, not a curated record